UCAAUUUGUAGUUUAUCAUGGAUGUAUUUUGUUGAAUAGAUUCAAACUUCAAGAUUUCAAUAUUACAUGAUUUGUAUAAUUAUCCUGAGAAAAAGUGAAAUAAUAAUAGACAUAAAAUGAGACCGAACGAUUACGAUUAAAGCAGCUAUCACACUUUCAUCAUGUUGCACGAGAUCUUACUGUCAUUAUGGGGUUGCUCGACCAGUGUAUCACAGAUAAUAGAAAUAGACUCUGUAGAUCUUGAGAAAUACUUACAUCCUGGAGAACGAGCGCUGCUCAAUAGGAUAUUAGAUAUAGUAAAAGAAUGCAAUAUCAUAAGAGAUUUUAUACAUGAAUAUAGAGUAUACGACCAAGAUAUAAAAGAAAAUGAAGCUCCUGGCCUGUAUAUUCGUGCCCUGUGCGACGGAAUGGACCAGGCACUAGAACCAUUUCGCGAAGAAAUAAUUGAGCUGGAAAGUACAGUCUUGAACAACAGUCAUACUCCUCUGUCACUAAUUCUUUGCAAUGUUGAAAAGUACACUUGCUUGUUCUCUGUUUUGCAUUCUAUCAUUCGUGAGAUUCGCAUGCAGAAAUUACACGGUUGUAAAUUGUUACAGUGCUUACACCAGCGCAUGCACACUGGCGUACCUAAGAUCAACUCUGCUUUGAAGUUAAUGGCCCAUAAUAUUCACAUCGUUUUCUACAAGCAUCUGACAAGCUGGCUAUUGUAUGGACAAUUGGAAGAUGUUCACAGAGAGUUUUUCGUACAAAAAGUAUCAGACUGUGAUAGAACUUUAGUGCACAUAAACAGCAAAAACGAUAUUGAUGUGCGUGACUUGUCGACUAGCAAGAAAUCGUCCGAUGUCGAUAUGUGGGACUACAAUGUUCAGAUCAACAUGCUUCCGUCUUAUAUCAGGCCGUCGUUGGCCAGCAAGAUCUUGACCAUUGGUCAGACUGUUAUCAUGUUCGGAAAUGAUCCCAGACAGAAAAGAGAUUUCAGCAUGACGCCCAAAACGGAGAACUCGGUGUGGGGCGACAAGGAAUACGAGUUCUUCAGGAAACUUCAGAAUCUCCAGGCGAAGCCCGUCUUCAACAUCGUCGAUUUCGAUCGCACGAUCAACGAGCUGAAGCAGUGCGUAACCGAACUACUGUGGCAUAUCGCUGUGGAAGACGCGCAACUGAUGCAACAGCUCAGGCUGGUGAAGGAGUUCUUCUUGAUGGGACGCGGGGACCUGUUUCUGGAAUUCAUCAAACUCACAGCCCACAUCCUGAGCAAAGCUCCCACGAGUCACACAUCCAGGGAUAUUAAUCUAGCAUUUCAGAUGGCACUGAGGAAGAUGCAUCUGAACGACGAGAGCGCGAUCGACAGCUUCAACUUCGCGGUGCCCGUGCCCCCUGCCGAUAACGAAGAUACUGACACGGACGCCACCGAUUUUCCUGACAACGAGAGGCAGGAUCCUAACGAGAAACGUGGCUGGGGCACGAUAAUCCUGAAGUACAAGGUUGUCUGGCCAUUGCACUUGCUGUUUAGCCCGGCCUCAUUGAGUGACUAUAACACUCUGUUUCGCUUUCUGUUGAGAGUCAAGAAAACGCAGAUAGACCUGUGGAGUCUAUGGAGCGAACACAUGCAUCACAAAAACAUAGACAUCGGCGUGAUCCAACUGAGAAAUAAUUUGAUCUUCAUUGUCGACAAUUUGCAGUAUUAUCUGCAAGUGGAUGUGGUGGAGAGUCAGUAUACUGUAAUGGAGGCGAGUAUGAAAGGCACGCGGAAUUUCGAGGACAUACAGAAGGCACAUUCUGUGUUCCUGGCUAACGUCAUGUCGCAGACCUUUUUGUUGAGCAGCGGAGCGGGAAAGAAGAAUCCAGUGAACAAGUUGAUACAUCUUUUGUUAAGGCUAUGCGACGACUUCAUCCUGCAAGCGUCCAUGUGGGAAGUUGGAAAUUUACUCUUAACGGAGAAAGAAGAGCUCAAUACGUUAUGUGAGACUUUGGACAGUGUAAUGAAUUGGUUGACGAAAGCGUUGAACAAAGUGCGUGCGCAACCCAGUGGCGAACAUUUAGCUCGUUUAAUAUUGAGGCUCGAUUUCAACAGAUGGUUUAGCAAAAAAGUUUGAAGGAAGUGAUGUGUAUAACAAAU
Molecule: messenger RNA, 2116 nt
Organism: Dinoponera quadriceps
Lineage: Eukaryota; Metazoa; Arthropoda; Insecta; Hymenoptera; Formicidae
Gene: Grip75
Product: gamma-tubulin complex component 4
Exons: 10
Coding region: 162-2093 (643 amino acids)
Biological process (GO): microtubule nucleation; mitotic cell cycle; meiotic cell cycle
Cellular component (GO): centrosome; spindle pole; gamma-tubulin complex
Molecular function (GO): microtubule minus-end binding; gamma-tubulin binding
Source: RefSeq, a predicted model, not a curated record